This is a messenger RNA of Phragmites australis (common reed), 3280 nucleotides long. RefSeq names its product protein PAT1 homolog. Gene Ontology annotation, molecular function: RNA binding. The transcript has 5 exons. The record is from RefSeq and is a predicted model, not a curated record. Gene Ontology annotation, biological process: P-body assembly; deadenylation-dependent decapping of nuclear-transcribed mRNA. The coding region runs from base 164 to 2626 and encodes 820 amino acids. Gene Ontology annotation, cellular component: P-body. NCBI's taxonomy places the organism in Eukaryota, Viridiplantae, Streptophyta, Magnoliopsida, Poales, Poaceae.
CUGGGUUUCUUGAAAUCAAAACCCAGCGUAUCUGUUUUGGACAGUUGGGACUUUUCCCACUGCUUCUCUCUUCAAAGCCGCCCUUGUUGCUUAGAUCUGUCCGCUCCUCCAAAUCGCGGAGCGACGAAACCCUAACCCUAAAUUUCUCGCGAGGGUUUUAGCCAUGGCAGCGCCUGACGAGGGCGGCGGCGGCGGCAUGGAAUCGUCGGGGUUAUGUGACACUAGAUUUGAUGCAUCACAGUAUGCCUUUUUUGGCAACAAUGUGACGGAGGAGAUUGAACUAGGCGGAUUGGAAGAUGAUAGCGACAGGAAUGCUGCUUUCGUUGGACUCAAUGAUGUUGAGCACACACCUUCAUCUCAAGAGAAUGCGCUAGAGGCUGAAGAUAUAGGUUCAUUUUCAGAUGUUGAUGAUCUUGCUAAUACAUUCUCAAAGCUGGGAAGAUAUGUUAAUAAACCAAAGCACAUUGGAAUAAAGAAUCGUGGGGUUUCUUUUUCAAGAGAAAGUUCUACUGCAGCUGACUGGGCUCCAGAAUUUGAAUCCCCAUGCUGUCCUGAUCAGUAUGUGCAAGGUGCGAAGCAAGAGCAGGAUGGCAAUGGUUGGUGGUCUCAACAGCAUCAUUCUUCUCACUUUGUUGAUUCCAGGUUGCACAGAACAUCCUCAUCCCCUCAGCAACAGGAACAACACAAUCCUAAUGAACCUGUUCUUGGACCAAGGCCAUCUCCUUUGCACCGGACAUCCUCAUACCCACAAAAGGAGCAUCAAUACAAUCCUAUUGAAACCAUUCCUGCUCCAAAAUCACCAAACAUUUCACACCCUCCACCUGGUGGACAACCGCAUCAGAUGAACAUGCCACCUUUCAAUGAAUUUCAGAUGCAUAUGUCUGCACGAAAUGAAGCUCCAUUCUCCCAGUUCCCUCUUGGAGGGACACCUCCAGAGUCGUUAUUUGGUGGAAACCUGGGUCAUAUGGUUUCUACAGGCUUCUCAAAUAACAACAGUGGACAACAAAAUCUUCUGCUGAAUAAUGGACAAUUUCCUGGGGAACUUGCCAGGAUUAUGCCAAAUUUGGUGCAGAACCAUAUGCAAUGUCCAAAUGGAUUUGUGCCCCCUCAAAUGCUCCCAGUGCUCCAGCAGCAUGGAAGGCUCCCAAUUCAGCAAUCUCCGCAACACUUACCAAGAAUGCAGGCGCAGAUGUUUGGCCCCCAGCAUCCACCACGAAUGAUGAAUAAGUUUGAUAAUUUUGGGAUGCCUGAGUCGAGUGAUCCAAGAAUAAGAUCAUCAAUGCACCAUGGAAGGCAAGGUUACCGUGUUCCCCUCCAAGGUUCUGAAUUCAGUGUUAUGAGGAUGGAUAAUGGGAGACCAAGGUUUAGAUCCAAGUACAUGUCUACUGAAGAACUUGAAAACAUUUCAAGAAUACAGCAUGCCGCCACUCACAUAAAUGAUCCAUACAUUGAUGAUUACUACCACCAAGCUUGUCUGGUCAGAAGAUCUGUGGAUGCAAGGUUGAAGCACUUCUGCCCAACCUUGAUCCGGGAUCCAUCUUCUUGUGCACGCAGUAAGGAUGAGCCACAUGCAUACCUUAAGGUCGAUGCCCUUGGGAGGCUCCCAUUUUCUUCCAUCCGGAGGCCACGUCCACUUCUUGAUGUUGAACUAGCUUCUACAACUGAUGAUAACACUCUUGAAAGGUCUGUUUCAAAGCCUCUUGAUCAGGAACCUAUGCUAGCUGCUAGGAUCACUAUUGAGGAUGGCCUCUGCGUACUACUUGAUAUAGAUGAUAUUGAUCGCUUGCUGCAAUUUAACCAGCAGCAAGAUGGUGGUCUGCAACUUAGGAACAGAAGGCAGUCUCUCCUUCGUCAGCUGGAAGAAUCACUGCAGUUGGCUGAUCCACUAGGUCCUAAUAAAACCGCACAUUUGUCACCAAAUGAUGAUUUGGUAUUCCUUCGCAUAGUUUUUCUACCCAAGGGCCGGAAACUACUUUCACGCUAUCUCAACCUUAUGGUUCCUGGUAGUGAUCUGUCACGGAUAGCUUGCAUGGCAGUCUUCCGGCAUCUGCGAUUUGUGUUUGGUAAUUUGCCCUCUGAUAAUGGUUCAGCUGAGACAGUUACUAAACUAGCCAGUGCUGUAGCUGCAUGUAUUCGUGGGAUGGACUUAAGUGGCCUCAGUGCUUGUCUUGCAGCAAUUGUGUGCUCAUCAGAGCAUCCGCCUCUUCGACCCCUUGGAUAUGCUGCUGGUGAUGGGGCUACUGUCAUCAUAAAGUCUGUCUUGGACAGGGCGACGGAACUUCUUACUGAGCAGCUUGCUGCAUCAAACUACAGCGUUCCAAACCGAGCCCUAUGGCAAGCAUCGUUUAAUGCUUUCUUUGGGCUGGUUACAAAGUACUGCGUAAGUAAAUUUGACAGCCUUGUUCAUACAAUGCAUAAGCACCCUGCUGCUGCAACAGUGAUAAGCAGGGAACUGCCAAUUGAGCUUUUGCGUGCCAGUCUUCCUCAUACAGAUGAGCAACAGCGCAGACUAUUACUUGAAUUUGCCCAACGCACUGUGCCUGUCACUGGCCAUAGUUCUCACGGUGCUGCUGGUGGACCCAUGACAUCUGAAUCAGUCCCAAGCUAUGGUGGCCAGCAAACAUAAGUUGAAGCAUUGGAUACAGUUUUUCUUCUAUCGUAUAAAACUUGCACAAUGAAUUGAACAUUCCAUGUGCCUGUCCCACCACAAGAGAGGUCAAAGAUGUGACCCGUAAGGAACUCACGCUGCAAAUUAAGUUGAUUGGAGUAUGGGCAGGCUGGCAGUAAUCUGGAUGUAUGUUUCCAGGCUAGUCUUUUUCUCUGCGUUGUUGUAUCACACUGUCAGUUGAAUACCUUAUCAGGAAAAUUUCCUUCUACACGGCUGUGUUUUGUUGCCCAUAGGAGGAAACCCCUGCUGUAUCUAGGUUAGCGGCUGUACAGGUGUUCCUUGAAGACAACGUUCCUCGUUCUUCAGGGUUCUUGUUCGGUGGCUGUGAGGUAUUUCAAGCUGUAAUUGGUUUUUGUUUUCAAGUUUAAGUAGCAUCUAGGUAUGAAAGUUGUUUUACUUUGAGUUUGCUUCCAGAUUUUGCAGUCAUUUAAGCCCUCUAAAUGGUUGUGUUGGAAUUUGCUCCUGGUUCCGUAGCCUUCUCAUGGCUGGUAUUUUCCUGUUAUAUUUUUAAGUGAAUAACAUUAUAUUGUGAAGUGAUCAAAUUUGUAAUGAGCUCAUUGAAUUGAUCUCUAUAUAUCUUCCUCUUUGAUGAAGAGAUGUAUUUUCUGCUGG